Acomys russatus (golden spiny mouse) is the source of this 976-nucleotide messenger RNA. Its product is annotated as protein ARV1-like. Gene Ontology annotation, biological process: regulation of plasma membrane sterol distribution; sterol metabolic process; sphingolipid metabolic process. Gene Ontology annotation, cellular component: cortical endoplasmic reticulum; Golgi apparatus. The record is from RefSeq and is a predicted model, not a curated record. NCBI's taxonomy places the organism in Eukaryota, Metazoa, Chordata, Mammalia, Rodentia, Muridae.
UAGGAUCCCUGGAGUGACCAUGGGGACCGGCGGGCGCAGGGGGACGCGGUCCUGGAAGGGCACCGAGGCCGCAGCGGCGGCUUCCUCCGCUUGCCUGUACCGUUGUAUCGAGUGCAACAGGGAGGCCCGGGAGCUGUACCGGGACUACAGCCACGGCGUGCUCAAGAUAACCAUCUGCAAAUCCUGCCAGAAACCAGUAGACAAGUAUAUUGAGCACGACCCUGUCAUCAUCUUGAUUAAUGCCAUUUUAUGCAAAGCGCAGGCCUAUAGGCAUAUUCUUUUCAACACUAAAAUAAAUAUCCACGGGAAGCUCUGCAUGUGCUUGCUGUGUGAGGCGUACCUGAGGUUGCAGCUGCAGGACUCAAACCAGAGCACAGCCCCCGAUGACCUGAUCCGAUACGCCAAGGAGUGGGACUUCUACAGGAUGUUUGUGGUCGCGUCUUUCGAACAAGCUGCCUUUUUUACUGGCAUUUUUGCUUUCCUGUGGGUGGAGCAACCCAAGACAGCAAAAAAAGCACCGGACUUUGUUCUCCUGCUGAAAGCGCUGCUGCUGUCCAGCUACGGGAAGCUGCUGCUGAUCCCGGCGGUCAUCUGGGAGCACGACUACACGCCGCUGUGCCUCAGGCUCAUUAAGGUGUUCGUCCUGACCUCGAACUUCCAGGCCGUCAGAGUGACUCUGAACACCAGCCGCAGACUCUCACUGUUGGCCGUGCUGAGCGGCUUGAUGCUGGAGAGCGUCAUGGUCCAUGUCUUCCAGAGGAUGGAGUGGGACGUGGGCAGUGACUGUGCCGUCUACAAGUCUCAGGACUUCUGAAGCUUUAUUCUCCACUCUCUGUGGCGGGACCAUCUACCUCAAAAGAGAAACCAAGGUUCCUGCUUUGUGUGAGUGAAGCCAAGACUGGGGAUUUCUGAGCAUAACUGGACCCGCGGAAGACCUGAAGCACCCAGACACAAGGCUAAGGGCCCUGCAGUCACA